Galeopterus variegatus (Sunda flying lemur) is the source of this 1930-nucleotide messenger RNA. It is a transcript of the gene MAU2, whose product is annotated as MAU2 sister chromatid cohesion factor. Gene Ontology annotation, cellular component: chromatin; SMC loading complex. The coding region runs from base 19 to 1845 and encodes 608 amino acids. The transcript is spliced from 19 exons. Lineage: Eukaryota; Metazoa; Chordata; Mammalia; Dermoptera; Cynocephalidae. Gene Ontology annotation, biological process: mitotic sister chromatid cohesion; maintenance of mitotic sister chromatid cohesion. Gene Ontology annotation, molecular function: protein binding; double-stranded DNA binding. The record is from RefSeq and is a predicted model, not a curated record.
GUUGUUGUGGAGGCCAAAAUGGCGGCUCAGGCGGCGGCGGCGGCCCAGGCAGCACAGGCCGAGGCAUCCGAGUCGUGGUACUUAGCGCUUCUGGGUUUCGCCGAGCACUUCCGCACUUCCAGUCCUCCCAAGAUCCGCCUGUGCGUGCACUGCCUACAGGCCGUGUUCCCCUUCAAGCCGCCGCAGCGCAUCGAGGCCCGCACGCACCUGCAGCUCGGCUCCGUGCUCUACCACCACACCAAGAACAGCGAGCAGGCGCGCAGCCACCUGGAGAAGGCGUGGUUGAUAUCUCAACAAAUCCCACAGUUUGAAGAUGUUAAAUUUGAAGCAGCAAGUCUGUUGUCUGAAUUAUACUGUCAAGAGAAUUCCGUUGAUGCAGCAAAGCCUCUGCUGCGAAAAGCAAUCCAGAUCUCACAGCAGACCCCAUACUGGCACUGCCGCCUGCUCUUCCAGCUCGCUCAACUGCACACGCUUGAGAAGGACCUGGUGUCAGCCUGCGACCUCCUGGGUGUGGGGGCUGAGUACGCCCGUGUGGUAGGAUCUGAGUACACACGGGCGCUGUUCCUGCUCAGCAAGGGGAUGCUACUGCUCAUGGAGCGCAAGUUGCAGGAAGUCCACCCGCUGCUGACCCUCUGUGGACAGAUCGUCGAGAACUGGCAGGGGAACCCCAUCCAAAAGGAGUCGCUGCGCGUCUUCUUCCUGGUGCUCCAGGUGACACACUACCUGGAUGCAGGGCAGGUGAAAAGUGUGAAGCCAUGCCUGAAGCAGCUGCAGCAGUGCAUCCAGACCAUCUCCACACUGCACGACGACGAGAUCCUACCCAGCAACCCUGCCGACCUCUUCCACUGGCUGCCCAAGGAGCACAUGUGCGUGCUCGUCUACCUGGUGACCGUAAUGCACUCCAUGCAGGCCGGCUACCUGGAGAAGGCACAGAAGUACACGGACAAGGCCCUCAUGCAGCUGGAGAAGCUCAAGAUGCUCGACUGCAGCCCGAUCCUAUCCUCCUUCCAAGUGAUCCUUCUGGAGCACAUCAUCAUGUGCCGGCUUGUCACGGGGCACAAAGCCACCGCACUGCAGGAGAUCUCCCAGGUCUGCCAGCUAUGCCAGCAGUCACCCCGGCUCUUCUCCAACCAUGCGGCACAGCUGCACACACUGCUGGGCCUGUACUGUGUCUCUGUCAACUGCAUGGACAACGCAGAAGCCCAGUUCACCACAGCCCUGCGGCUCACUAACCACCAGGAGCUAUGGGCCUUCAUCGUGACCAACCUGGCGAGUGUGUAUAUACGGGAAGGAAAUAGACACCAAGAGGUACUGUACAGUUUGCUUGAGAGGAUAAAUCCAGACCAUAGCUUCCCUGUCAGCUCACACUGCCUCCGAGCGGCGGCUUUCUACGUGCGCGGGCUCUUCUCCUUCUUCCAGGGACGCUACAAUGAGGCCAAGCGAUUUCUGCGGGAAACUCUGAAGAUGUCCAAUGCAGAGGAUCUGAACCGGCUCACAGCCUGCUCCCUCGUGCUCCUAGGCCACAUCUUCUAUGUGCUGGGGAACCACAGGGAGAGUAACAAUAUGGUGGUGCCUGCCAUGCAGCUGGCCAGCAAGAUCCCAGACAUGUCAGUGCAGCUGUGGUCAUCAGCCCUGCUAAGAGACCUGAACAAGGCUUGCGGGAACGCCAUGGAUGCCCACGAGGCUGCUCAGAUGCACCAGAACUUCUCACAGCAGCUGCUCCAGGACCACAUCGAGGCCUGCAGCCUCCCCGAGCAUAACCUCAUCACGUGGACAGAUGGCCCGCCCCCUGUACAGUUCCAAGCUCAGAAUGGACCCAACACCAGCCUGGCCAGCCUCCUGUGAGGCCCCUGCAGGGGACCGCCCAGCUCCUCGGGGCCUCUGUGGGGCCCUGCAUGUCCCUGGCUUCCACCCAGAUAGCCGUGGAGCU